Molecule: messenger RNA, 1300 nt
Organism: Fusarium oxysporum Fo47
Lineage: Eukaryota; Fungi; Ascomycota; Sordariomycetes; Hypocreales; Nectriaceae
Product: RAVE subunit 2/Rogdi
Exons: 3
Coding region: 156-1112 (318 amino acids)
Cellular component (GO): RAVE complex
Source: RefSeq, a predicted model, not a curated record
CCUAGAGUCAAUAUCUUCUGGGCUACUCGUCCAUCUCCAACUCGUUCCUAAUCAGUAUCAGUCCACCAUCGCCAUAAACUCAUCGCCGCCAUCUUCUCUCAUGGCUGCCUACCUGGCUAUUCGCGCAGUAUCGACCAGCUAGGCACCUAUUCAUAAUGUCCAUUGCAAUCUGGCCUCCUGUCUCGCCGGCCGAGCUCAGACUUAAAGCCUCCGAAACCCAGGCGCGCGAACUCGAUUGGAUCGUCGACGAAACACUCGAGGUCUGCCGCGAUCUUAAACAUGGCCUCGAGGAUUGCUAUGCGCUCCUCGCGCCUAUCGAUCCGGGCAGUACACUCGUCAUGAGUACACCGCGCAACGAAAAGGUCAAGGGCACGCUCACUCGUGUCGGUACUCGUAUUGUCAAAGGCACUAUACAUCUCCAGCUUCGAACGAUACCCCCACAGACCUUUUCCCUAUCGCAGUCCAAAGCUAUUCAUAUCCAAGGCCUCGAUGCUCUGCACGGCUACCUAAACCAGUCCAUCGAUCUCCUCGCUAUUACCUUGUCCAAACCACAGGACGCUAGCUCACUCGCCUCUACUCUCAGUAUUCUUGCUGAUUCUCUCUCCGAUUCAUCAGCUAUUCUCAAAGGACCUCCUUUAACAGACUCUGAUCCUGCUUGGCAGAUGUGCUCAUGUUCACCAGACCAGUUUGUGCCAUCAAUUGGGCCCAACCUCAGCUUUUAUCUCGGUCUUCAAGAAAGCUGCAUAAUUCUUUGGUUGCGUGCUCUAGAACCUGUUCAUGCGCAUGUUCAUUUUGGCACCAAGCUUGGUCUAGCCUUUGGAACUGUACGUCGGCUGGAGCAUGAUGAGAUGGACACCGUUUUCCGGUAUAACACACAGGGGUCCAACAUUGGCGGCUCGAAGCGGGGCAGUGCCCGCCAUACCCCAGAGCCAGGAUCGUCUGCUGCAGAAGUGGAUAGUAAUGAUAUUCAGGAAGUCUAUGUCCGGGAAAAGGUACGCGUCGAAAGCGCAGAUCCGAGUCUCAUAUCCAUUCAGUCCAAGCUUAGCUACCUCAGUCACAUGCUUGGCCAAGCGCGAAGGAACAUUGCUGAGGUUCUAAGUGUUGACUCUUAGAAGUGAGGGGAAAGGCCAUGUGAGCAGCUUUGCAUGUAAACUGAUUGGAUACCCUGGCGUUGAGGUGACAAUGGAUCUUAUUGGGCGGGGUUUUCACUCCCAAGCUUGUUUUGGAUUAUCAUCGCCUUGGAAGGCGUAAAAAUCGAUAUCACUGCAUGCUGCCAUAUUAUGAAUGCUGCUUCUUCAGU